This is a messenger RNA of Serendipita indica DSM 11827, 1497 nucleotides long. The record is from the annotation of a GenBank genome assembly. NCBI's taxonomy places the organism in Eukaryota, Fungi, Basidiomycota, Agaricomycetes, Sebacinales, Serendipitaceae.
AUGGGUGUCUUGGGGCUAACGUCCGUUCUUGCCAAAGAAUGUCCACAAGUUUUGAAAGAACUUCCUACACGGUUUAAGGCACUCGCCGGGAAGACGGUGGUCAUCGAUGCAACGCUCUUCACAAUACGAUUUCAUUUGACUCGAAAUCCUCUUCCGAGUCGACAUAUCUAUGCUUGGUAUCGGCUUGUCUCAAAACUUCGUGCAGACAAUGUAAAGGUCAUUUGCGUUUUCGAUGGCAAAGAGAGACAUGAAGCCAAGAAGCCAGAGCUUCAACGACGAAAGCAGACCAGAGAUCUCACUACAGCUCGCAAAGAGCUUGAGUACCAGCGUUCACAGCGCCUUGAUAUGCUGUUACCUACUCUUCACGAGAUCCGCGGGCUUCCCGAAACAGAUCAGCCGGUCAUUCAAAGGCGACUUUCAGAAUUUAUGAUCAGAUACCAUCCCAAAGAGAAGGGAAGAGCCUCCCCUACCUCAGGACAGGUUAAUAAUGGGGAAGUUGUCUCUGAAAAGUUCGACAUGAAACCGAUGCUGGACGAACUGGAACAAAUAAGCCCUCCAACCAAGGUCGUAGGAAAGGACAAAAUAGAACAUCUAACAGUUGCACUAACCUCUGCGUACCGUAGCUUUCAAGAAAGUGCAGAACAUGCAGCAGCCCCAUCACCAGAGACAGACGCCGACCCCAGUCCUGGGCGCUCAGCAUCCAAGAACCAGCAUCAGUUAUCAGCGGAAGAGAGUGUUCAGUGGCAAAAGCUCUUGAUGAACGUUGAUGAGGCGUGUCUUGGCUUUCAACAGCUGCUCGUACGCAGUGAGGAACUUUACGAGAGCUAUCAGCGACGGACGGACCUUCCCACGGAUCAAACGUUUGCGGAAUCACGAGAGCUGUUGGUGGCGAUGGGUAUCCCGUGUGUGCAGAGUGAGGCCCCGUAUGAAGGAGAAGGGCUCGCGUCUGCAAUCGCGUUGGCAGGGCAUGCCGAUUAUGUUGCAAGUGAAGACACAGAUGUGAUCGUAUAUGGAGCUCCACUCUUACGCGGUCUCACCAACCAGGCAAAGCCAUUGGUUCUAAUCGAUAGUCAAGACAUUAUCACUGCGCUCACCAUGACACGUGAAGAAUUUAUUGACUUUGCGCUAUUGAUCGGUACCGACUUUACCCAGCGACUGCACAAGGUCGGGCCAGUAGCAGCGCUCAAGCAUACACGAAAGUAUGGAUCCAUCCCUAGAAUUUUGGAAAACGAGAAGAAAAUCCAGCUAUCAAACGACCCAGUCAUAUAUCUGGAGCAGGUCGAAGUAGCGCGACAAAUCUUCACCUCUUUACCCCCCGUGCCGAGCCCCGAUGAGCUGGUACAACGAGAGGGGGAUGAAGAGCGCGUCUCAGCCAUCAUCCACAACGCUGGAUUGUCGAGGAGUAUUCUUGACUUAUCCGAGGACGAGAUCAUACCUGCGUUCUCAGAGGAGGCACCUUUUGGCGAGGACGUCUUUGGAGAUAAACCGCAAGCGUAG